GAGGAUCUUCACUUAGUUGCACCCUCUUAUGUUCUCUCCGUUUUUGUCUUCUGUUGGUGGUUGGACAUGAAAUUGCUGAAUGACUAUUAAAGCCAAUAUGUUUUGUGUCCCCUCAGGCCCGAUGGGAGGAAUGUGCCGUCACUUCAAAAUGGAUAGAAGCAUUGCUCUCCAAGCUGAGUUGUAGGAGCAAGCCUCUGAGCUGUUGCCCAGGGAUGGAAUCUGGUUACUACUCUGAGCUGGAGAGCCUGGCCUCGGCUCCCCUGUGCCUCUCAGAGACUCUUGGGCCUUACAGUGACGGGCUAGCCCAGAGAAACAGGCCAGGGAAAGGCAGAAGCGGCAGCUCCGGGCGCAGGAAGAGGGAGUUCAUCUCCGACGAGAAGAAAGAUGCCACUUACUGGGAGAAAAGGCGCAAGAACAACGAGGCCGCCAAGCGAUCGCGGGAGAAGAGGAGGAUCAGCGACCUGGUCUUGGAGAGUCAAGUGCUGGCACUCAACGAGGAGAACGUCAGGCUCAGAUCGGAGCUGCUGGCCCUGAAGCUGCGGUUUGGCCUCAUCACCACCGCGGGUUACGCGCCGAAGAGCCCCUACUACGGUGCGUACUCCAACGGCCCCGGCUCCCUCCUCCACUCCGACUCCUCAGAGGCCGAGCACUCGAGCCGAGGGAGCGGCUCCGCGGCCGGGAGCAAGUCUUCGCCCCGGGGCUCCCUCUCGGACAUUUCCGACGUGUCGUCAAGCGCCAGGGACAGCCCGGAGCCGGCGAUGCACCGGGACGAGUUGCAGGGCCCGCUGAAGGAGCCCGAGGGGGCGAGGGCCCGCGACGACCCGAUCGGUCACGCAGGCCCAGCGACGUGUAAGCCGGGGCCCCCCGCCGGCGCGGAGCAGCCUCGGGUUCACACCUCCCGGGCGGGGGGCACGUUCCCGUCCCCGCCCCCUUCCCCCGCCGAGCAUCAGCCUAACCAGGUAGGCCCCAGGGCCGGUUACACGCAGCUGGCCGUCCAGGGCGGGCUCGGGGAAGCGCCUCCCCCGCGCGCCCCCGACGGCGCGGACCCCGGGGCCCGCCGGGUCAAAGGUCACCCCCUCCCGGACACCGCUUCGGGGCCCCUCGCCGGGGCAGGGGCCGGCGCCCGCGGCCCUGAGGGCCACUCUCCCGCGCGCCGCCGCCUCCCGACCGAGAGGCGGGAGGGCAGCCCCCUCGGCCCGUGGCCGGCCGCCGGGCGCGGGGCCCGCGGCCUGGUGCGCGAUGCGGCGCCGCUGUGCGGCAGCCGGCCGCAGGAGCUCCGGCGCACGGCCCUCCCCCACAAGCUGCGCCUCAAGGUCCGGUCGAGCCCCGCCAGCGAGCAACGGAGCGCUCAGGGCCUCCCGGCUCAUCGGGAUCCCGCCCUCGGGGGGCACGGCGAAGACCUGUUGUGGGCAACAUCAUUCGAUAAAGAUAAUUGGGUGACGGACAGGGAGAACGAGGCAUCGAAGGUGAAGGAAGACAGGCGAAUGGGCGGAGUGAAGAACUGACUGAGGGAGCGAAUGAGAGAAAGAAGAAAUGGGCUGCUCUCCGAGUGAGACGAUACCCGAGAGAUGGAUGGGGGAAGGGCUGCAAAAUGGAGGGGAUGAGUGAGGGAAGGAGGGAAUGAGUGACUUGCUGAGGGAGGGAGAGAACAAGCAUUUGAGGGAGGGAAUACCUGAGGGACAGAGGGAGGGAAACCAGCCCUGCCUAAGGAUCCCAGGCUUACAGGAUAGGAAACGACAUUUUAGUCCCUAAAAUCCCAGAGAUUGCUGGAAGCUAACGUCAUAAAAUGGAUAAAAUAGCAGUCAGAAGGGGAGUAAUCAGAUAAUGAGACAGCGAGUGUACCAAGCAAAGUAGGUCAGAGCUCUCUGCCAGCUGUCUGCACUCAGAUAUCUUUAUACCAGCGCUAUUCAUGAAGAUGAACUUUACGUUUCCACAGUAACCAUUAGCAGCCCCCUUGUCACACAUUCCAAAACACUAAUUGGACUUUAGGCCACAAAGAAUGUGACCACAGAUCAUGGGAUAAAUGUCCGAGACAGGGCAGAGGCAAAUUCAGCUCAGAUUGGUCCAGGGCGGCUUGAGUUCAGCUGGCUGAAAAUAAAAAUGAUAGCACUAAGGCUGUGCAGAUAGACUAGGCCUCAGGUGGCCCCAACCAACACCCACCCCUUCCCACAAAGUGCCCUCAGUCAAUGUGCCACCAGUCUAUUGUCCAAACGGAAAUAAUGAAACAUCACGAUUCGGAGUGAAGUGGCUGCAGACUUGGGAAGGCUGACAGGCGGUUACUCCUGGCACGUUUAUUCACGCUCAAUCUGAAUACCGUGGAGAGCAUUUUAUGCCCUUCCUCCCCCUAGGCCACCGUCUGUCACACCCACACGAGCUAAUUGCCUCUUCACCAGGGUGUUGGUAUUUCUCUCAGCCUCAGUCUCUUGCUGAGGGCUAACACUAAUCGUGAACUAACUGCGAAAUUGCCACUUUAUCCCGAAUUCAGGCAACAAAGGAUAGUGACACAAGUGAUCCAAGAAGGAAUUAUUCAUCAAGGUGACAACUGACCUCAGUGAACUCCUCCACAGGGUUUUGUUCAGCAAAUAUUUCACAUUACAUAGGAUUUGCAGCACAGAAACAGCUCAAUAUCUGCAGGAGUCUCCUCCUGUUGUACUGUACAUCACUGAGCCAUCUAAGGUGCUGUAUAAAUGUAAAAUUUGUAUUAUAUGUCCUUGCUUUGCGAA
Molecule: messenger RNA, 2723 nt
Organism: Stegostoma tigrinum
Lineage: Eukaryota; Metazoa; Chordata; Chondrichthyes; Orectolobiformes; Stegostomatidae
Product: nuclear factor interleukin-3-regulated protein-like
Exons: 2
Coding region: 213-1505 (430 amino acids)
Biological process (GO): regulation of DNA-templated transcription; circadian rhythm
Cellular component (GO): nucleus
Molecular function (GO): DNA-binding transcription factor activity; DNA binding
Source: RefSeq, a predicted model, not a curated record